AUGGCGGACCCCCGGGACAACGCACCCAUCAAGCUCUGCGACUGGGGCUUUGCCAGCUUCAUCAAGCCGGGCCAGAAGCUGAAGGGGCUCGCAGGGACCUGCUACUACGUUGCUCCGGAGGUCAUCAUGGGGACCUAUGACGAGCGCGCUGACGUGUGGUCAUGCGGCGUGCUGCUGUACGUGCUGCUGAGCGGGCGGCCGCCCUUCUGCGCCCACAAGGACGAGGACGUCUUCAGGAUGGUGGUCGAGGACGGCGUUCCCAACAUGCGGGAGCAGCCGUGGCCGUCCAUCAGCGCCGCGGCGAAGGACGCGGUCCGCCAGAUGAUGACGUGGCGCGCCGAGCUGCGGCCCAGCGCCAAGGAGAUGCUGCAGCACGAGUGGAUCAGGGAGGGCGGGGUGGCGGGGGACAACGUGAUCCAGCAGGAGGUCCUGCACCGCAUGAAGAGCUUCGCCGGGAUGAACAAGUUCAAGAAGCACGCGGCUAUGGUCAUCGCGUCCCACCUGCCCUCUGACCAGAUCAGGGGGCUCAAUGAGCUGUUUGACUCAAUGGACACGGACGGCAGCGGGACCAUCACGCUGGACGAGCUGCGCAGGGCGUGCAGCUGA
Messenger RNA from Monoraphidium neglectum, 606 nucleotides. RefSeq lists its product as hypothetical. The transcript is spliced from 8 exons. Gene Ontology annotation, cellular component: cytoplasm; nucleus. The record is from RefSeq and is a predicted model, not a curated record. Bases 1 to 606 code for a protein of 201 amino acids. Gene Ontology annotation, biological process: intracellular signal transduction; protein autophosphorylation; peptidyl-serine phosphorylation. Gene Ontology annotation, molecular function: calmodulin binding; calcium-dependent protein serine/threonine kinase activity; calcium ion binding. NCBI's taxonomy places the organism in Eukaryota, Viridiplantae, Chlorophyta, Chlorophyceae, Sphaeropleales, Selenastraceae.